GGAGUGAACUGUGAGUGUGUUGUUCCCCGAGCUGUUGAUAAACAACAAUGGCGCUACUCGGGCCCAACUUUUAAUAACAUUUCAUUCCCCUCAACAAACUUUCAUAUUCCUCACAUCAAUACCGCUAAUCCAACGCACUCACACAUACACAUAAAAAAACUUUGCAUCCGAUCUAUAAGCUACGAACUGUCAGACGCCACAUCCGCCUUUUAUCAAAAGUUUUGCAUCUACUUCAAUAUUUUUGUUUUGGUUUGCUUUUGAGGACUGCACAAGGCCAACUUUGCGAAGGUGAACAAGUUAUGUAUAGUUGAUGGAAUACCCAGGUGUUUCUGUUGGUUUUCCUAACAGUGUUGUUACAAGUACAGCCAUUCCUAUUGACACCUCCUUAAUGGAAACUCGAUAUUCUGAAAACUUGUAUCAGCCCGAACAUCACAAUUCCGGAGAUGUCCAGUUUUCAGAGACCCACAGCGUGCUGGCCGAUGCUCAUCAUUUUGGAGUGUCUUCCCUCUCAUUUGAUCUUGCCAAAGAACUUCUGUGGAUGGGAACUCAAGGGGGUCAUGUCACAUCUUACUAUGGUGCUGGGCUUGAAAAAUACACUUCCUUUCAAGUUCAUUCAACAGAUGAAAUUCGUCAGAUUCUAUCUAUGGAUACAGGCUGUCUCUACCUUACCCGAAAUAAUCUGAGAUGUUCAAUGAGAACAGGACUGAAGCAGUUUGACUACAUUGACGAAUAUAUGGAAGACAUGCAGUGUAUCUUAAUGACCAGUCCAGAGACAGUGUUAAUGGGUGGUCACCAGACCAAAGUCAUUGAGCUUGACCUCAAUAAGUUACAAAAGACCAGAGAGGUUGAUGUUGAUGAACCUGGCUGUGCUAUAUUCAGGGCUUCAAACAAGUUCAUUUGUGCUGGAGAUAUUAGUGGCAAGCUGACACUUUACGAUCAUAAAACUCUUAAUGCUGAACAUGUCCUUGAAGCCCAUACUGGAACUUUAUCAGAUUUUGAUAUCAAUGGUAACCUAUUGGUUACCUGUGGUUAUUCCAACAGAAUGGGCAACUUGGCACCUGACCGUUUUCUCAUGGUGUAUGAUCUACGUUUCAUCAGAGCCAUGGCACCAAUAAAAGUUGUUAUAGACCCAGCAUUCCUCCGCUUCUUACCAGCUUAUCCAAACAAACUGUGUGUUGUUUCACAAGUUGGUCAUUUUCAAGUGCUGGAUACUACAACAAUGGCUCCUGGCUCCAUGAUGCUGUACCAAGUGGAUACUCAAGGAGGUGUUUUAAUGAGUUUUGAUGUGUCUCCUACAUGUCAGUCCAUGGCUUUCGGAGACAGCACUGGUUACAUCCAUUUGUUUUCUACGAGUGAGCAAGCAGCAUUCAAUGCUUACCCUGAACAACCAGAGUUUGCAGAUCCCGUUGAACCUGUCACCCCUAUGCACAUCAAUGAUGAGCUGGCACCCUUGUCCAUCAUCCCUAUGACAUACCCCAGUGGAGUGACUCUGCUCUCUGAUUGGCCGGCACAACUCUGUCAAAAAGUUUACAGGGCCCACAAACCAGUGGAACCAGAAUUGCUGCGUACCAUGAAGAUGAGGCACAAUGUGGGGUACGCCCCCAAUCCAGGCACCACCCACAGAAACCAGGUACCCUAUGAUCUGAAAAAUGAGAGCAAUAACUACAAGUCUAUCCCUGAAUCUUCCAAUGGCAGAGAUGAUAAUUUGGUCAAUAUACCUAAAAGAUAUCGCAAAGUUGAAAUAAAAUACUCCAAGCUUGGCAUUGACGAUUUUGAAUUUCGCUAUUAUAACAAAACCAAUUUUGCUGGUUUAGAAACCCAAAUUCCUAACGCUUAUUGCAAUGGAAUGCUACAGGUUUUGUAUUUCAUUGAGCCUCUGCGAUGUGCAAUGAAGUCGCAUCUCUGUGAAAGAGAGUUUUGUUUGGCAUGUGAGCUUGGCUUUCUUUUCCAUAUGUUAGAUGAACAAAAGGGACAAACCUGCCAGGCCAACAAUUUUCUCCGAGCUUUCCGUACAAUUCCGGAAGCUUCAGCUCUUGAGCUUAUCAUUGGUGACCAUGACCAGCUGCAGGGCAAAGCAAACUUCACUCGCCUCAUCCAGAAUUGGCAACGCUUUUUGCACCAACAAGUUCAUUCUGAAUACUGUGUUCGAGGCACAAUCUACCAGAAUGCCAUACCUGAAGGUGCCAUUCCUGUUGAAGGUUGCCAGCAGGAAAUAGCAGAUUAUUACUCCAUACCUGUCUACACAGAACCCUGCCCUAUACAGGAGAACAUUCCACCAGGUGCAAAUAUCUUAGAUCAAAGCAGUGAAGCUGUUCCAGAAAGUCCACCCAAAUCUGAGCCAGAAGUUUCUAUAGUAAGUCAGCUGUUUGGAAUUGAGAUGGAAACACUUCUACGAUGUCGUUGUGGCCAUGAGACUCACAGAACCUCUUAUCCUACCCUCACCAACUUAUCAUAUCCAUCAUCAAACACAGAUGAACCUCCUCAAGUCAUUUCAUUCUCUAACAUCUUGUUGCACAGUUUAACAUCAGAGCAGGUGAUGCAAGCUUGGUGCAGUGUUUGCAGCCGUUAUCAAACCCAUGUCCAGAAAAAACUCAUAAAAUCUCUUCCAGAUAUUAUUGCCUUAAAUUGUGGCCUCGACAACCCUCGUGAUAUAGAAUUCUGGAAGACGCAGUUACAGAUUAUCAAAAAAGACAGCACAGAACAGAAGGAAGAAAUAGCUAGUCCAAAGAAGAAACUGUGUCGUUAUGGUAAACUCUGUAAACGGAAAGAUUGCUUCUUUCGGCAUGAACCAAACCCACAGAGUUAUGAUCAAUCAAGUGAUGGUGGGGAUUCACUUAACGAAGAAAAUUCUCAGUCCAGCUACGUCCCAACAGGCUUACGGCUUUCUCUCUCAAACAACGUAUUUUCAGUGAACAGAUUAACAGAAGAGGCAAAGACGUCACCACCGGAUGAGUUCUCAAAGGAUUAUGAAAUCUAUGCCACAGUGUCACACAUCAAAGAUGGUAAAACCUCAGGUAAUUUAGUCAGCUGUGUCAAAGUCGGCAAGAAGUACCACCAACGGAAAGAAAAAGUCACUUGUACCCAAUGGUACCUCUUCAACGAUUUCUCCAUCACACCAAUCGAAAUGUCAGAAGCUUUGCAUUUUGACAUGGACUGGAAAAUACCCUGCAUCAUUUAUUUUACUCGGAAAAAUAUCAACCAAUACCAUGAUAUAACGGUGCAAAACCCCAUCACAUCAGAAGUUCUUUUGGACCAAAGUGGAGUUGUGAACCCUAAAAUUACAGAGAAGACCUUUAUUCCAUUAACCCCAGACGAAAUCCCCAAAAGAGGGUCUCUGGUCGCCCUGGAUGCAGAGUUUGUCUCAUUAGAUCAGGAACAAGCAGAAUUAAAAAGUGAUGGAACACGAUCCACAUUGAAACCAUCGCACCUUGCCCUUGCUCGAUUGACCUGUGUUCGAGGAUAUGGCCCUCUCCACGGUGAACCUUUCAUUGAUGACUAUAUCGCCAUGCAGGAACAAGUUGUCGACUAUCUGACGGAGUAUUCCGGCAUUAAACCUGAUGAUCUCAUUGCUUCCGUUUCCACAAAACAUUUAACCACGCUCAAGUCAACGUACAUGAAACUCCGAUACCUCGUAGACCAAGGCGUUUGCUUUGUCGGCCAUGGACUUAAAAAAGACUUCAGAGUUAUCAACAUUUCAGUCCCCAAGAAACAAAUUGUUGAUACAGUCGAACUAUUACGGCAGCCAAGGCAAAGAAACAUAUCACUCAAGUUUUUGGUUCGCUACUUUUUAAAAAUGGAUAUCCAGUCUUUCACCCAUGACUCAAUAGAAGACGCACGUAGCGCCCUGCGUUUGUAUCGCCUGUACGAGGAAAUGGCCAAGAAAGGCGAAAACCACAUCAAGAACGUCAUUAAGAAUCUUUAUGAAUACGGACGGAAAGUUCAGUGGAAGCUGCCGCCGCCGGAAGAACUUGCGGAGGCGAUGCUUCCAGUAUUUACAUGUUGACAAACAGACAAGUUA
Octopus sinensis (East Asian common octopus) is the source of this 4018-nucleotide messenger RNA. Its product is annotated as PAN2-PAN3 deadenylation complex catalytic subunit Pan2. Gene Ontology annotation, molecular function: poly(A)-specific ribonuclease activity; protein binding; nucleic acid binding. Gene Ontology annotation, cellular component: PAN complex; P-body. Lineage: Eukaryota; Metazoa; Mollusca; Cephalopoda; Octopoda; Octopodidae. The transcript is spliced from 28 exons. The record is from RefSeq and is a predicted model, not a curated record. Bases 311 to 4003 code for a protein of 1230 amino acids. Gene Ontology annotation, biological process: mRNA processing; nuclear-transcribed mRNA poly(A) tail shortening.